AUGUCAGAGAUCGUCGCCCCCGGAGGACCUUUGCCUCCGAUCCCAGACAAUAUGACCAUACCACAAUUCUUGCUCGACGGAGAACAGCACCCAACCCGUCCUCCGCAUGAUCCUUCUGUCCCUUGGUUCAUCGAUGGGACUUCAGGAACGAAGAUCAGUAGGGAGAUGGUGGUCGCGCGAACGGCAGCACUCGCUGCUGUCCUCAAACGGGACUACAACUCAAUAUGUUGGUUUAGGCCGGCCAAUCCAGCAUAUACCGCAGAUGAAUUGAAGGAGCACCUCGCCGGAAUCCAGCUUGCCUUGCUUGUCACUCAUUCCACUUCCCUUUCUGUGGCGGAGGAGAUUGCCAGAGGUUGCGGAAUGGCAAGAGGUCGCAUCAUUGUAUUGGACAACACCUCUGAACAGCAUACCUUCCCGACUGUCGAAAAUCUCAUUGCAGACGGCUUGAACGCUCCUCAUACCUUUAUCGAAAGGCGUCUGAAUCCGGGCGAGGGAAAGGAGAGAAUCGCUUUCCUAUUCUUCUCAAGCGGGACGACGGGCAAACCGAAGGCUGUAGCAAUUUCCCAUUAUGCAGUGAUCGCGAAUUUGGUUCAGACGGCAUGGCAUAUUGAGUUCAAUCGCGAUCCUUCGCCUUACGAUGAAGCGCGAUACCGGGUUGGUGAUAUCGCACUGGCAGUUAUCCCCUUCUUCCAUGUCACUGGGAUGAUGGUGCUCACACACGUAUAUGUCUACGGUGGUAUAACUGUAAUCAUACUGCCCAAGUUUGAGCUUUCAGGAUUUCUUAGCACCAUACAGACCUAUCGAGUCAGGCACCUCUUAGUCGCGCCGCCCAUCCUGGUACUUCUGUGCAAGCACCCCAUGACAGCGAAGUAUGAUAUAAGCUCUCUUCGCUGUAUCAUGAGCGGUUCGGCUCCGCUUUCGACGGAAAUACAACGUCAGUUCAUUGCAAUCGUACCUAAAUGUUCUAUUGGCCAAGGAUAUGGAAUGACUGAAACAUGUUCAUCGGUGGCCCUUUCUCCUAACCGUCAGCAGUACAGCGAGAAUGGUGCUGUUGGACGACUACUGGUCGGAAACACAGCCCGAGUUGUUAAACGGGACGGUUCAUCUGCAGCAAUCGGAGAACAAGGUGAACUUUGGGUCCGCACUCCUUCCGCUGCUCUUGGAUAUUACAAGAACGAUGAGGCCACGAAGGAGACCUUCACCCCGGACGGAUGGGUGCGCACUGGCGAUGAAGUGAUUAUGAACAGAGACGCUGAAAUAACCAUUAUUGACCGUAUCAAGGAGUUGAUAAAAGUGAAAGGUUUUCAAGUCGCGCCGGCGGAACUCGAGGGUGUCCUACACGAACAUCCGGAUAUCUCUGAUGUCUGUGUUGUCGGUAUACCAGACGAAUACACUGGUGAAGCUCCACGGGCGUUUGUAGUAGCGACACAAGGUGCCCGUGAGCGCAUGAAGGACCCAUGGGAAGAAGCUAAGAUCAAAAAAUCAAUUAUCGAUCAUGUUGAUCACCGCAAAGUCGAGUACAAGAGACUCACUGGGGGUGUACAAUUCGUUGAUGCCAUCCCCAAGAAUCCUUCUGGGAAGCCGUUAAGACGUAUUCUUCGUGAUCAAGCUGACGGAAGUGGCCGCAAUUGA
Molecule: messenger RNA, 1632 nt
Organism: Gloeophyllum trabeum ATCC 11539
Lineage: Eukaryota; Fungi; Basidiomycota; Agaricomycetes; Gloeophyllales; Gloeophyllaceae
Product: acetyl-CoA synthetase-like protein
Exons: 14
Coding region: 1-1632 (543 amino acids)
Biological process (GO): secondary metabolic process
Molecular function (GO): CoA-ligase activity
Source: RefSeq, a predicted model, not a curated record